Nerophis ophidion (straightnose pipefish) is the source of this 963-nucleotide messenger RNA. Its product is annotated as multiple coagulation factor deficiency protein 2 homolog. The record is from RefSeq and is a predicted model, not a curated record. Gene Ontology annotation, molecular function: calcium ion binding. Lineage: Eukaryota; Metazoa; Chordata; Actinopteri; Syngnathiformes; Syngnathidae. Bases 149 to 601 code for a protein of 150 amino acids. The transcript has 5 exons.
ACUGUGGAAAUACGGCAAGCGUCGGGGUCUGUCAAAUUUUCUUUCACUCUUCGUGGUCACUCUCCAGCUGAGAAACAAGACCCAUCCUCGUAGAGUCAGAUACUGGCCUCAAGACACCUGUGGACACACCCCUCCAACUAUCAGCACGAUGAGAAGCAGCAGAUGUGGUCUCCUCCUUUUCCUGUCCUCCUGUCUGCUGUGUGUUUACUGUCAUGGGGACCAUAUGCAGAGACAGCCGCCUGUGGUUGAGAGUGGUGCCACCUUAUCGAGUCACGGUCGCUUUGACAAAGCGGUGGUCCAAGAUAAAGACCACAUAAUGGAGCAUUUGGAGGGUGUCAUUGACAAACCCGAGAAAGAAAUGUCGCCCCAGGAGUUUCAGCUGCACUAUUUCAAGAUGCACGAUUACGACGGCAACAACCUGUUGGAUGGACUGGAGUUAGCUACAGCUAUUAUGCAUGUCCACAGAGAGGAAAAAGGGGAAAACAGCCAGCCGAUGCGCGAGGAAGAUCUAAUGAAUCUAAUCGACGACGUUCUGAGAGACGAUGACUUAAACAAUGAUGGUUACAUAGACUACGCCGAGUUCGCCAAAUCACUGGAAUAACACAUCACCUCACACAAUGCUGUCUUUGCCCACAACACAGCAAAAUGGAACCUGCACAGCCUUCAGAGUGGCCACUUGUUUUAAACAUCAUUUUCUUUUGCAGGAAUCAGUCGAGUUUUCUUUGCCAUCUUGCAGCAAGCGAGAUCAUUCACAGCAAAACACAACAUCAAACAUUACCCUGUGGGUGACAUGUCUGCACUAUUAAUGAUUGUAAACUCCUACAAUAGUGCCUUUUAAAGGGGCCACUUCAUCCAAAUCACAUUUAUUGGUAUAUUCUCAAGCUAAAAAUGAACUGGGCCACAGCUGGAUAACAACUCAAACCAAAAGUGUAAUACUUAAAAAAAACAAAAACAAAAUGCAAA